UUUCUUUGUUCAACCAGGCACCUGUGCAGGCCGUGCCAUAACCGUGAGAAAGCUAAGGGACUGGGCAAGUACAUCUGUCAGAAGUGCCAUCUGAUAAUUGAUGAGCAGCCACUGAUGUUCCGGAAUGAUUCCUACCAUCCAGAUCACUUCAAUUGCACCCACUGUGGGAAGGAGUUGACUGCUGAGGCCCGGGAGCUGAAGGGAGAGCUGUACUGCCUGCCCUGCCAUGACAAGAUGGGAAUCCCCAUCUGUGGAGCUUGCCGCAGGCCCAUUGAGGGCAGAGUGGUCAAUGCGCUGGGAAAGCAAUGGCAUGUUGAGCAUUUUGUUUGUGCCAAAUGUGAGAAGCCAUUCCUGGGGCACCGCCACUAUGAGAAAAAAGGACUGGCUUACUGUGAAACUCAUUAUAACCAGCUCUUUGGAGAUGUUUGCUACAACUGCAGCCACGUGAUAGAGGGAGAUGUGGUAUCAGCUCUUAACAAGGCUUGGUGUGUGAACUGCUUCUCCUGCUCCACCUGCAACAUCAAGCUCACACUGAAGAAUAAGUUUGUGGAGUUUGACAUGAAGCCUGUAUGCAAGAAGUGCUAUGAGAAAUUCCCACUGGAGCUGAAGAAACGCCUGAAGAAGCUGUCAGAGCUGGCAUCCAAGAAGGCACACCCCAAAGCCCUGGAUUUAAAUUCUGCUUAAACAGGGGUGAUCUGAACUAAUCUGAGCAGACUGAGAUGCCUUUCCAUGAAUAGUUGGAGGCUGUAUCUGCCCUUUUUGUGAGAUGGACAGGAUUGAAGGCACUGGAGGACUGCUGUCCCAUGUGGGAUUUAAGUCUACCAGAAAGUGUAUAAUUCAGCAGAUGAAGUGAAUACAGCAGUUGGGCCUGAGGCAGCACCCUGUUAGCAAGAAGUUAAAGGUUCCUCACUUCUUGCAUGUGUGAGAAACAACUGGAUUGGGUAAUCUACCUUAAAAUUGACCUCACUGCCACUGUGCUCUGCUCCAAAUGGAUCUGCACAAGGUAAAGCACUGAUAGCUGCUCAUGUGCUUGCUGUGCAGCCACUGCCCAUGGAACUGCAGCAGUGGGAAGUCAUGGUUAAUUGUGCAGAUAAGAGUCCCAUGCACAAGACCAUCCCUUAGAUACUGGCUUUUCUGAUUCGAUUUUCCUCCAGCUGCUCUGCUUUAUUAUUGUCAUAAGUUUCCAAACGAUUUUAACUGGGAUAGUCCUUAUCCACCCCAACAGUGAUGAGGGGGUGGGCUUUAAUCAGCUGGUAGAACUCUCCCAUUGCCUUCUGACCCGUAUGCACUGUGGCUUACACUAAUUGUGGCUUUUGUCACUGCUUUAGGAGAACGUGUGCCUUGUCCCUGUUCUCUCACUAACCCGUAGGUGGUCUUUUAGUUAAGGACCCAAGUAACAGCAUGUCUUUUAGUGCAGUAGGAUGUGGGCACUGCAAAGAUUUUUCCUAUUCUUUGGCUGGUUCACAGAAUGAAGCACAAAAACAUCUGAUUUAGAUAUGUUAUGCAGAUUGAUCUCAGCAUAAGGCAUGCAGGUCUGUUCCUGUCAUCUUAGUCACAAACCACACCUAAUGCCAAGUCUGAACAGCUGUGUACAGCAGCUUCUGGGAAGAUGCUGGGGAACACCAAGCUAUGUACCUACUAAUGAAAACAAGGAGUAUGUAGCUAGCAGGCAAUAGGAAAUACUCUUUCUGUGGCCACUCUCAAGUUCAGCAAUGGACAAUUCAGACAUAUAGAAGCAGAUGGAAUUAUUUAUUACUGCAAAUAGAGAUUUUGUCUGUGCUUGCACUUUGUCUCAUGCUAGAAAUCAAGUAGACCUAGUAGGCUUCAGUAUUCCAAGAGCAGUUGGUAUCAUUCUCUUUGUUAAGGUGUUCAGUUUGCAUUCUGUCCUCAUACUCAGAGCAUUGCCCAAAAGAAGUGGAGUGAAAAAAUCAUCAUAGUCCCUGUUCUCUGUAAAGAACUGGGAGUGGUGAUCUCUUAGCAGCUCUUAAAUUACUAAAUUUUCAUACCUAUUUUUCUUAGCCUACAAUGUACAGAUGGAUAGUGGUGAAUGUUACUCAUGUACCUUUGGUGAAGCAAUGGAAUUGAAGGAGAAAAAGGUCAUUAGAAGUAGUUUAAACAGAUGCAUCUUCCCUCUACCUCUUUGGGUCCGCUUCUAAAAAGCCUUGAGUAGAAGAUAAUGCAGACUUCAGAAUUGCCCUUAGUGCCUCUCAUGAAGCCAAGGUCUUGGUCAGAAAUAAGCUGCCUGCUUUUUUUCCAUUGCUGUAAGCAGAUAAAUGGCCAAAUUCAUCCUAAGUAUCAAACCUCUGGAGAGCAGAGAUUUAUAUCAAGGUUGAAUUUGGCUCAGAAGUCUACACUAACUAAAAGCUCAUGUAAUUACAUGCAUUUCUAGUUUACAUUCCUAUUUAUACAUACUGACUUACAAUCACUAAUAUUCACUGAUUACACUUGAAAAUAUUUAUGCUUUUAGAAACCACAAUAUGUGAAGCUUAUUUGUAUGAAAAGGGCACGUUAAUCACCUGCUGUCUUUCUUUAUAACCUGCUCUCUUAGGUUUGCAUCCUGGCCUUUAUUUUUACACCAAUCUGUGCAGUGUUAGCAAACAUUCAACCUCCUGGACAGAGAGUUCCUAGAUGUGAGCUUUGUAUCAGAUGAUGUGACUGACAUGUGAUCAGGUGGUGAAGGAACAGAUUGCACAGAGCUAAUAAGUGCAGUUGCAGUAGUCUGUAAAGCACUAUUAAGUGCUGAGGACAGGAUAAGUUGGAUAAAAGAAUUAGCAGCAAUUAGUCAUGGUUCAGGCUUUGAUGAUAGGUGUGGGCUCUGCACAGUGCAGAGCUCUUUUUAUCACACAUUGCUGGUGCUGUCUAACCUAACAUGUGACUGUGGAUUGAAGUAUUGUAAUAUUGUAUCUGUUUAUAUUCCUGUAAUAAAGUUAAUUGUACUGUUACAUUUUAAGUCUUUGCACACCAAAAAAAAGUGAAAAGAAUUUGUAUAUAGAAAACUUACAUUUGCAUUGCUGAGCAAUGGGGCAUUACACAUUCUGAGGAACUCUGAGGACUGCCCAGGUCUGAUCAACUGCUGUCUUGAAUUCCUGUUUUGGUUGUGUUGCUUCUGUUGUGUUGGUUGAUGAAGAUGUGCAGAGGCUAUGCCAUACAACUUGCAUUGUCUAUGAAAAGCGGCUGGGAUGCUGUGAUUGUAGUGGAUGUGUGGUGGGUUUAAGUUACUUGGAUCUGGAACAAAUACACACUUCUCAUGUUGGAAAA
Meleagris gallopavo (turkey) is the source of this 3258-nucleotide messenger RNA. It is a transcript of the gene LIMS2, whose product is annotated as LIM zinc finger domain containing 2. NCBI's taxonomy places the organism in Eukaryota, Metazoa, Chordata, Aves, Galliformes, Phasianidae. Gene Ontology annotation, cellular component: cell-cell junction; focal adhesion; cytoplasm. The record is from RefSeq and is a predicted model, not a curated record. Gene Ontology annotation, biological process: cell-cell junction organization; positive regulation of substrate adhesion-dependent cell spreading; positive regulation of integrin-mediated signaling pathway.